Chiloscyllium plagiosum (whitespotted bambooshark) is the source of this 1324-nucleotide messenger RNA. The record is from RefSeq and is a predicted model, not a curated record. Lineage: Eukaryota; Metazoa; Chordata; Chondrichthyes; Orectolobiformes; Hemiscylliidae.
AUGACAAACCAAGACUUAUCCUUUUGCGCAGAUGCUGAAGAUCCUGGAAGAUUGUAUAAAAAUUUGCCCUCUGUUGCUCCUCUCUGUCUAGACAUCCUGAAAGAACUGGAUGAAUAUUACGAGAAACACAAGAGGGAGACAGACGUGGUUCAGAGAAGGCGGAUUCUCCAUUAUAUCCAGAGAGCCUUGAUCCGGAGUCAAGAGUUGGGCGAUGAGAAGAUCCAAAUCGUCAACCAGAUGGUGGAGCUGGUGGAGAACCGGAGUCGCCAGGUGGACAGCCAUGUUGAGCUCUUUGAAAACUGUCCAGAGAGCAAUGACGCCAACAACAAGUCCUCACUGGACAGGUCUAGGAAUGACGGUGCAACACCGGCAGAGAAACCCAAUGCCAAAAGGUCCAGGAGACGCAACAACGAGAACCGAGAGAAUGCAUCCAGCAACCAUGACCACGAGGAGGCAAGUACUGGAAUGCCGAAGGAAAAGAAGGCCAAGACUUCCAAGAAGAAGAAGAGAUCCAAAGCAAAGGCAGAGAGGGAGGCAUCUCCUGCAGACCUGCCCAUUGAUCCCAAUGAGCCCACUUACUGCCUGUGCAACCAGGUCUCCUAUGGGGAGAUGAUUGGCUGUGAUAAUGAGGAGUGCCCCAUCGAGUGGUUCCACUUCUCUUGUGUGAGUCUGAACCACAAGCCUAAGGGCAAAUGGUACUGUCCGAAAUGCAGGGGUGAGAAUGAAAAAACCAUGGACAAAGCACUGGAGAAAUCCAAAAAGGAAAGGGCUUACACUAGGUAGUUGCAGCACUAGCCUUUCGGUCUCUGUACAGCAACACAAAUUCAUGUAUAUUUAUUAUUGAGAGAUUUCCCUCUUUAGGUGAAAGGAUGGUGGGAGUGUAUUUGACAAAACUAUUCCUUCGGAAGACCAGUUAUUUUUUUUUUUGCAAGUAGGAAGGAAGGAAUAAAGGAGUCCUGGUUUUUAAGUCUUGUGUCCAGCACGUGGACUAUUUUUGUUCUGUUUAAAAAAAAAAGACACUUUCCUCACGAAAAUUCUAAAACCAUCAGUGUUUCGUUUGUUAUUAACAUUUCGUGCCCACCAUAACAAAAAAAAAACAAAUUGGACAAAAUGGUUUUAUUAAAAUAUUUAUCAGAGAUAUUUUUUUUAAGUUUCUCAGAUGUAAAAAUGUACAGAUGUGAGCUUUCCAUGUAUAGUGUAUGAUUCAUCAGCAUAGGCCUUUAACCAUAUUGUAAGAAAUAAUUUUAUUGUUACUUGUUUAACAGAAAAGAAAAAACUGUACAGCGGUGAUAUAUAUAAAACAAAAGUCCAGAAAUGAAAUGCC